AUGAUGUGGAAAAUCUUAAACUCGGAAGAAGAAGAAUGGUCAUUGUUUAUAUCUGCAAAGUUUAAGGACAGAAAUGGACAAUGGACCUGUAAUUGGAAACAAUCUUCAAUUUGGACAGGUUUAAAAUGGGCUUGGAAUACUUUAAAGGAAGAUAUUAGAUGGAAUGUUGGCACUGGUUCAAAGAUUUCUGUUUGGUAUGACAUUUGGUUAGGUGGUUGUGCUUUAAUUGAAGAAAUUGGUCUCACUGACUAUGUUAAAAAUCAUAUUAGAAUGAAAGUUCAGGAUUUAAUUCUGGAGGGGAAUUGGUAUGUUCCUACUGAGCUACAACAGAUCAUUUCAGUAAAUUCUUUGCCAGUAAUAAGAGGGGGAUCAGAUCAGAUUGUGUGGACUAUUAAUGAUGGAAAGUUCUACACUAAUGUAGCAGCUGAGAAGAUAAGGCAUAAAGAAACAUUUCUUACAUGGCCUAAGUAUAUUUGGAAAAACUUUCUUCAUCCUAGCAUAGCUAGUAACAUAUCGGAGCUACAGCAAGAGGUGUAUGUUGAUGAUGAGGUAAUGAGGAAAAAUGGGUUUGAAUUGGCUUCUAUGUGUUGCAUAUGUUUGGAAGCUCAAGACACUAUGUAUCAUAUCCUGUGGGAAUGUGAUUUUAGUGUUGCAGUCUGGAACUGGUUGAAUGGAGUCUUCUGCUUUGCAAAUCCAAAAUCAUUUGAUGAAGUUUGUUCUGCAGCAAAUAAUAAGAGCCCUCUUGUCAGGAAAAUUUGGAUGAUUGCAGCUUGUGCAGCUAUGAGAGAAUUAUGGUUUCAGAAAAAUGCUAAAUUUUUUGAAGAGAAAAAACUCAAUCUGAAUAGAAAUAAAUGCAGAAUUGUUCAGCUAGUUCAUGAAGGUGGUUAUAGGUUGAAUGGAGUCAGCUGGGGCAACCUUAUGAAGCUCAGGUGA
Messenger RNA from Papaver somniferum (opium poppy), 933 nucleotides. RefSeq lists its product as uncharacterized. NCBI's taxonomy places the organism in Eukaryota, Viridiplantae, Streptophyta, Magnoliopsida, Ranunculales, Papaveraceae. The record is from RefSeq and is a predicted model, not a curated record. The transcript has a single exon. The coding region runs from base 1 to 933 and encodes 310 amino acids.